Molecule: messenger RNA, 1550 nt
Organism: Siniperca chuatsi (mandarin fish)
Lineage: Eukaryota; Metazoa; Chordata; Actinopteri; Centrarchiformes; Sinipercidae
Gene: coq9
Product: coenzyme Q9 homolog (S. cerevisiae)
Exons: 9
Coding region: 99-1106 (335 amino acids)
Biological process (GO): ubiquinone biosynthetic process
Cellular component (GO): mitochondrial inner membrane
Molecular function (GO): lipid binding
Source: RefSeq, a predicted model, not a curated record
UUUGUUCUUGCUAGCUUGAUUAGUUUGUAUUUCACAUCUGAGUCGCGCUAAAGUGACGCAGCUGUGUCUAAAAAAAAAACCUCUCAGUGCAGCUGAACAUGGCGGCGCUGCUGAGAGGUUUUCGGGCUGGAAGGGCACUUCGGGGGCUGGGCGGCGUGGUGGCUGUACCAACAGCAACAACCCCCCAGUGCAGCAGCCUGAGAAGAGGCUUCCACCGUGCAGCACUGAGGCUUCAGGAUGAAUCCAAAUCUGACAAACCCCCCUCCUCCUCAUCCACAACCUACCAUGAGCACCACACGGUUCACUCUGCCGAACAGCACACAGCAGCAGCUUCCCAGGAGGACUCAACAUGUCACCCAGCAGCUGAGGAGGCUUUCAGGCCAAACACCAGUUACCAGGACCAGGGCGGAGAGCAGGGUGAGGAAUACGAAACAGAGGAGCAGCUUCAAGCUCGAAUCCUGACCGCUGCUCUGGAGUUUGUCCCGCAGCACGGCUGGUCGAUGGAAGCCAUAGCGGUCGCUGCUGAGACACUUGGCCUGUCCUCUGCUUCCACUGGUAUGUUCCAUAACGGAGCUGGAGACUUGGUCCUACAUUUCAUCGCCCAGUGCAACUCACAGCUGACAGAGAUCCUGGCUGAACAACACAACCAGGUCCAGCUGGGCCAGGCAGAACCAAAGAAGACUGCUGACUUUCUAAGAGAUGCUGUAGAGACCAGACUGAGGAUGCACAUCCCCUACAUUGAAUCAUGGCCACAGGCGAUGAGCAUCCUGCUCCUUCCUCACAACAUCCCAGACAGCCUGAAGCACCUCUCCACCCUGGUGGACGACAUCUGGUACUACGCCGGAGACCGAUCCACAGACAUGAACUGGUACACCAAACGGGCAGCGCUGACGGGCAUCUAUAACACCACAGAGCUGGUCAUGGUCCAGGAUUCCUCUCCAGACUUCCAGGACACCUGGAACUUCCUCGACAACCGGAUUCAGGAUGUAGUCAACAUGGCCACCACCGCCAAACAGGUGCAGUCGACUGGUGAAGCAGUGGUGCAGGGGCUCAUGGGAGCAGCUUUUACUCUGAAGAACCUAACAGGAAUGAACCAGAGGCGAUGAUGUAAAACAUCUCUCACUCACACUGAUCCUGACCGUCUGGCUUGUCAUGACCUGAAGAUAAAUUUUCUUUUAGAUCUUACCCCUGAUUAUCUGUAUGAGUCUGAAAGUAUUGGAUUGUGGCUUUUAUUCAGCAAGAGAAAGCUAUUAUUUGUCACAGGCCAUAAGAAUCUGUUUAUCUGCAGGACCAGUGACUUUGUCUUCACUCUCCUGCUCAGAUCAGUUUUCCCUUUGUAUAAAAGUUCACAGAGAUCUGUAAUUUUGUUGUUGAAUCAAGACUUUAGUAAAGUAGUUAUUAUUAUGUAUUUAAAAUUUUUGUUUGUGUUUUCAUUAUCUGAUUAAAAUGGAAUCAGUCAUCAACUAUAAAGGCUGAAGUCAAGCAAACUCAAGUCAAAAUGUUUGACUUGGUAUUGAAAAAGAUAGUGUGGCAAUAAAGCGUAAACUGCA